AUGAAAGACUUCAUGGAUUUCGAGCCCGUACUCCAAAUGUUGCCUUUUAAUUUUGCUCCAAUAACAACAGCUUCAAAUUUUUCGCACUCAAAACUAGAGCAGUUACUCUCUCAUUUCGGUGUUUAUCGUCAAGGUCUUUGGAAAUAUGAGUUCUGUCACAUGUCACAUUCGCCAUGUUUCCAGAUCUCUCCAGGUGCUGAUCUUUUUCUUUUCUCCGAAUUGUGGACUGCAACUACCAUAGAUGUGGAGGAUUUUCCUCCUAUUAAUUGGUCUCCAUCUUCGUCUUCCACAUCUUAUGAAGAUGCGCUUAUUCGAGCAUAUGUUUCUCCGUCACUUGCAAUCAUUAUGAGUCUACCUCCAUCAUUUGAUUCCCCUGCUCCAGAUCUUCAAGAGCCUACUUUGGUAAAUGUGAAUCUGCGUGAUUGGCUUGACUAUUACAAGUGGCGAGGUCUCUGUUCCCGUGACGAUGAAAAUCUUACUAACCCUUUAGCCUUAUUACUACAUUGGCCUCUCACUCUUUAUCAUAUAGCAGCACAUAAACUCCCAUGCAUAAAUCCUUUCUGUAUUCCAAAAAUUCUGAUUAAUCGGAAGUUGAUUAUACAUGUGAUCGGAGUUGAAAAGGAACUCUCUCUCUUACCGGUUUUCAAAGAACUCGACCACUUGUUCAAAUCACAACUACGAAUAUACAUCUACUUUAUUGGUCGACAUUUCGAUGCUGCAGUAGACAAAACGGUAUAUCAUCUUUCUUCACGAUUGUCUAUAAGUGUUUGGAGUGGUUUGUAUCAUGAAUUUCUACAUGCUCGAAAGAUGACAGGUGAAACUCCUGACUUAAUUAUUGACUAACAGUUGUGUCGGAUAGUGCUGUUCAAUUUCGCUGCUCCUCUUCAAAGUUGUUACCGAUGACAUUCUUCAGACAACUUUGAAGUGAUAUAGAUUUUCACUCGACCCUGAAUAAGCAGAUGAUGUUUGACAAUGCUCCAACAUGCAAGUUACUCAUUUCAUGCUUCACUGGCGUUGACAUGCAUUACGACUGUCGUUCCAGCAGCCUCCACACUGUUUACUAUUCGCCUGCUCUAUGACUGGUUAAAAGAAGCAGAAAAAUGGUCAGCUUAUACCUUGGGGUCAUAGGACGAAGGAUAGUCACGUUGUAUCAGUUUCUGUUGAUUACUGACAACUCUCUGGACGAGAUUCAAGCGAUCACAUGACUCCGUGGUUUAAAAUGAUAGCAGACUUGACUCAGUACGAAACCGGUGAUUACCGUGCUGCACCUCUAUUGUUUCUUCUAUUGUUGAAAAAUAAAAGGAAAGUAGUGAAUGCUCUUUCGAAUGAAUACCUUGGACUUUUUUUCAUUUUAACCCAUUUUUAUUUCGCUUCUGAACUUUUUUCGUUUCCACUUUUACAUAUCACUGUUCUAUCUUCAUAAUGUUCUGUAAUAUUGAUCUCUGGUACUUUGAAGAUCCCUAUAGAUCAUAAAUAUCCAGUCCAUAGUUGUUGCAAUAAUUCUGCAAUAAUUUGAGUCCCGAGCCUGAUUUAAUUAUUGGUGUAGUUCCAGAAUCUACAUUCUGCAGAAAAAGCUGUAGCAUGCACAGCGUAAUGUUCAUAAAAAUCUUGUUUUGAUUACAUUAACAUGCUGAGAUUAUAUUAAAAAUUACUUUUAUUAGCCCCCUAGAUUAUUCAAAACAAUUGUUUUCAGUAGCUUCCCCCUGAGAUCCACUUCUUCC
This is a messenger RNA of Heterobilharzia americana, 1721 nucleotides long. The record is from the annotation of a GenBank genome assembly. NCBI's taxonomy places the organism in Eukaryota, Metazoa, Platyhelminthes, Trematoda, Strigeidida, Schistosomatidae.